Molecule: messenger RNA, 504 nt
Organism: Trichosurus vulpecula (common brushtail)
Lineage: Eukaryota; Metazoa; Chordata; Mammalia; Diprotodontia; Phalangeridae
Product: SET-binding protein-like
Exons: 2
Coding region: 1-504 (167 amino acids)
Source: RefSeq, a predicted model, not a curated record
AUGGAGUCCAGAGAGAUUUUAAGCAGCUCCCGCCAAAGGGGGGGUGAGAACGAGUUCCUGUCUGUCACUUCAGCCAAGCCUCCAGGAACUCCAGGCUGUCCAGGGGAAUCUUUGCUCCCUGCACCAGGAUCUGGGAAAGGGAUUCCAGUAGGGGGAGAACGGAUGGAGCCGGAGGAAGAGGAUGAGCUGGGCUCUGGACGGGAUGUGGAUUCCAACUCUAAUGCUGACAGUGAGAAGUGGGUGGCAGGAGAUGGCCUGGAAGAGCAGGAGUUUUCUAUCAAGGAGGCUAACUUCACAGAAGGGAGCCUGAAACUUAAGAUCCAGACCACUAAGAGGGCUAAGAAGCCACCCAAGAACCUGGAGAACUAUAUUUGCCCACCUGAGAUUAAGAUCACCAUCAAGCAGUCUGGGGACCAGAAGCUUUCUCGUGCUGGGAAAAACAGCAAAGCCUCCAAGGAUGAGGAGCGAAGCCACUCAAAAAAAAAGAAUGCAAAGAUCCGAUAG